CUGUCUUAUUUACUUAUCAAAUUUUCAUUUUUUACUUAUCAAAUUUCUUUUUUUUACUGGUACAAUUGAUAUUUUUUUACUGCUAUUCUGUAUAAUAAACUGAUCAUUUUCAUAUUAUUUACUGGUAAUCUAAGUACUGAUCAUUUAAUAUCUUAACUGAUCAUUCAACCUUUAAACUGAUCAUUUAUAUACUUUUUUACUGGUACUUUCGUCCAUUUUACAGAUCAAAUAAUUUGUUGCCUAGAAAAUUUUGCAUUGAAAGACUAAUAUUUGCCAUAAUCGCGAUAGUGUUGCAUUGAUUGUCUAAUUUAUACAUUCUACAAAAUCUUAUAAAAAUAGAUGAUGAUAUUGAUAAGAAACAAUUUCGAUUGGAUCAAAAUGAUUCUGAUACUACUAAAGAUACCAUAAUUCAAUUCGUAACAUGGACAAUAUUAAAAUUAAUUCUAAUGUUUAUGAAUACAAAUGAAGAUUGUCUUGUUUAUAUUAAAUAUGAAAAAAAUGUCAAAGAAAUUUGA
Rotaria sp. Silwood2 is the source of this 515-nucleotide messenger RNA. The record is from the annotation of a GenBank genome assembly. Lineage: Eukaryota; Metazoa; Rotifera; Eurotatoria; Philodinida; Philodinidae.